AAAUCUCAGGAUGAGAAGCGGUUUUAUGACUCUCCAAGUCCAUUUGAUGCGUGGGAAAGAAGAUUGAACUUUGAAAGUGGCGAGGUUAGACUAGCGCGAUCGACCGAUCCUCUCUUCGAAUCUCUCAAUUUCCUCACCGGUAAACUCUGUUGACUUCUAAUUUUUCGAAAACCCAGGAUAUUCAUGGACUAAGAAGCGCUGAUUGAUCUGGGACUGAUCCAGAGAGCGAUGUUCCGAGCCUCACCGCCCACGUGGCAGUCUGCCAUUCUCAGCAACAUCAUCUUUUUGAUGGUGGGUAGCCCAGUUCUGGUCACUGGGCUGUCUUUUUCAGGCAUAGUGGCUGCUUUCAUGCUCGGAGUUCUCACCUGGCGCGCUUUUGGACCCUCUGGCUUUCUUCUCCUGGCAACAUAUUUCGUAAUUGGCACAGGAGUGACUAAAGUGAAAAUGGCAGAGAAGGAAGCUGAGGGUGUUGCAGAGAAGAGGAAAGGAAGAAGAGGACCAGGGAGUGUGAUUGGUUCCAGUGCGGCUGGUUGCAUUUGUUCUUUCCUGACAAUUAACAGGAUUGGUGGGGACGUAUUCUCCCGGUUAUGGGACCUUGGUUUUGUAGCUAGUUUCUGCACUAAGUUGAGUGAUACCGUCUCAAGUGAGAUAGGGAAGGCAUAUGGUAAAACCACAUACCUCAUUCCAACGUUGAGGGUAGUUCCAAGGGGAACAGAAGGGGGUAUAAGUGUUGAAGGGACUUUUGCUGGACUUUUAGCUUCAGUUAUUCUUGCUUCUGUUUCUUGUAUAAUGGGUCAGAUAGAUAAAGCUGAAGCAGUUAUCUGUGUGGUGGCCUCCCAGAUAGCCAACUUAAUUGAAAGUUUGGUAGGUGCCACAUUACAGGAGAAAGAAGGGUUUCGAUGGCUAAACAAUGAUGCUGUGAAUAUAAUCAACAUAAUAAUGGGCAGCAUUUUUGCAAUCCUAAUGCAACAAAUGAUGCUCCAAAGAAGCAAUGAUUAGACAGUGUACAGAAACACUUUGGUUCUUCUAAGAAGAAAUGUUUGAGGGUUCUCUCUCUCUCGUGGAAAAGAACUGAUUUUUUUGUGUAUUUGGUAAGUAAAAUUACACUAUCAGAUUACAUACAAGUCUUCUUAAUGGGGAAUUAUUUCUAGUUUAUAGUUUUAUACUUGUAACAUAUGCAAGCUUUGUUAAAUUAACUAAAACUCAACAGUGCAGCUCUCUUUCAUUUAUAUUUGCAACAGUGUAUGAACAAAAAAUCUUUGUGCUAUAGUUUUGUCUUGGUGUGGAC
This is a messenger RNA of Cuscuta epithymum, 1288 nucleotides long. The record is from the annotation of a GenBank genome assembly. NCBI's taxonomy places the organism in Eukaryota, Viridiplantae, Streptophyta, Magnoliopsida, Solanales, Convolvulaceae.